This is a messenger RNA of Apis laboriosa (Himalayan honeybee), 5220 nucleotides long. Its product is annotated as centrosomal protein of 152 kDa. The coding region runs from base 298 to 4455 and encodes 1385 amino acids. NCBI's taxonomy places the organism in Eukaryota, Metazoa, Arthropoda, Insecta, Hymenoptera, Apidae. The record is from RefSeq and is a predicted model, not a curated record. The transcript has 11 exons.
CAUAUAGACUUCCUGUAAGGCAGUUUGACUUUUCAAAGAUUGUUUACAAGCAAAUUGCAGAGUGUAUAAUCAUUUAAAAACUUUAAUAAUCUCAGAGUUGUUUGUCAUCAACUUGUUGAGAUUAGUAAAAAAUGAACUACUUAAGACUUUGUAAUCUAUUGCUAAAUCUAGGAUUAUAGUUCAAACUAAUUUUCUGUGACCCACUUGUUGCGUUUAGGUUAUGGUGUUAUAAACAAAAAUAUGUUGGGUAUAAAUGUUUGGUUUUCAUGAUAAAUUCGUGUAUGCCAGACUGUAGGAAUGGAGGAUCCAGGUCUGAGCUUGUUUCAAGGCUCAGAAAUUCAACUGAAUACAAAUACACAAGGCUUAGAGGAAGAUGAAGAACAAGAAGAUGCUAAGCGACGCGAUAAAGAGAUUCAGGAUCUCUUGGAUAAGGAUCUCACUUGGAAUGAUGAUUUAGAUGAUGAAACUGAUACUAGUUCUGUUAACAAUAGUUGUUAUCAAGAUAAUGCUAAAGAAGCAGAAGAUUCUAAUUCAGUGUUAAAUUCUACUCAGGGAAUUAUAUCAUCCAAAGACCAAACUGUAUCUCAAUUACAGAAAGAAUUUGGUAUUUAUGAUCAUAUGGGAAAUUCAAAUAAUUAUGACAAUAUUAUGACAAACCAUAAGUCAGAAUUAGAAAUUGUUCCAACAAUAUCUAAUAUACAAAGAGAUUUUAAUGUAUAUGGUCCAUCUGACACGCCAUAUUCUAAAAAUAAUAAAAGUAAAGAUAUGCAUAAUAUUACUGCCGAAACGCCUUAUGAAUUAGCAAGACUACCAAAUUCUGCAUUUCCUAAAGAUUUAAGAGUUCAAGUUGAAGAAGAGUGUACAUUUAAUGAAAAUUAUUUGUAUAAUUAUCAAACACCAGCUAAUCAUUAUGAUGCUCAUAGUAAAACUUAUUCAAAUAAUGGUUAUAUUGAUGGAUAUGAAAAUAAUAUACAAAGCAAACAAAUUCAUGAGUUUGGAGGUGGUGAUAAUGUUACAUCUGAUCAUUUAAGUCAUUGUUACAAAAUAAGUCCAAAUGGUAGACCAACUGAUGACAAUGUAGCUUAUAAAAUAGCAGAAUAUGAUAGUAAAGAACAAUUAGAAGUUUUAUAUACAGUUCGAAUGAGAGAAAUUAAACGAUUAACAGAAGAAUUAAAACAACUACAAUUGGAAAAAGAAGAAGAGAAAAAUCAACUUAGCAGGAAAUUAACACUUUUACAAGCUGAAACUGAAAGAUCAAACAUAUCUAGAAAUCAAACACAGCAUGCUUUGGUUGAUGCAAAAGCUGAAAUUACUGGUCUCCAUAAUCAAAUAACAUCAUUAAAGGAAAAAAAUGAAAAUUUAGAAAGAGUUAAUCGAAAUAUGACAGAAGAAUUAAGAGAUGCAAGAAAUUCUUUAAUAGAAUUACAACAAAAAAUAGCUAUAUUAGAAGAGGUACAAGCAUUACAAGCAAAUGAUAAAACACACGAAAAAUUUUUAAAGCAAGCACAAGAAAAACAUGCAAUUGAAAUGAAAAAUAUGCAAAUUCAAAUAGAUAAACUUACAGAUAAACUUAAUGCAAAGGAAAUAUCAUAUGCUGAUUUGGAAAAUAAAUUAGCUGAUGUACGAAGGGCAAAUGAAACGCUUAUGGUAGAAAAAGGAGAUACAAUGAAUCGUCUAGCACAAGCAUUAGAAGAAAGUCAAGCACAAUGUAGAAAUCUUAUGGCUACAAAUAAUGCUCAACAAGUAAUGCAACUUCAAGCACAGAUUAAAGUUUUAACACAAGAAAAAGAAGAAAUGCAAAAAAUGAUUCAAGAAUUACAGAAUAAAUUAGAGAUAGCAAAAAGUGAUGCAGCACAAUAUGAUUCGUUACUGACAACAACAUUAGAAGAAGAAUCUGAUUCUAUUAAACAAAUGAAAUUAGGCGAUUUUCAUAAUAAAUCAAAAUCAAAACCUUAUGAUGAUGUAACAAAUAAAUUAAGAGGAGAAUUAAAAAGAUGUUUAGCUGGACAGGCAGUUAAAAGAAAGGAAAUAACUCGAUUAGAAAAUACUUUAUCACAAAAAGAAAAAGAACUCGAUAAAGCUUUAAUUAUAGCAGAUACAUGUCGAAAAGAAGCAGCUCGAUAUGCUAAACGUGUUAACGAAUUAGAACAAGAAUUGAAAUCUGUACUUACAGAUGAAGCUUUAAAAGCAAAUGCUCAAAUACAAAAAUUAUCUGAUCAUCUUAGUGAUGUAAAAAAGCAAUAUGAAUUAUUACGAGAAGAAAAAAUGAAAUUAGAACAAAAAUUAGAAGAAACAUUAGCAAUUAAUGAAGAAACGCUCAAAAAAUUAUAUCAAGAAAGCAUAAAUCAACAAGAGAAAGAUGCAAUUGAUGAAUAUAAUAAAGAAUAUUUAGAAAUACAUGCUAAGGCUAUAGAAAGAGUUAGACAAGAAGCAAAAGUUGAAAUAGUGCAAUUAUCCGUGCAAUUAGAACAAACACAAAAAGAGUUGGAUCGUGUUAAGGAAUUGUAUAUAGAUGUCUGUAGUACAAAAGAGCAAUUAAUAAAUGAACAUAAAUCUGAAAUUAAAAUAUUAAAAGAAAAAUAUGCUAACUUAGAAGAUCGUGAAAAAGAUAUUGAGAAAUAUCAACAUGACUUGCGGGCACAAGUUAAAAUAGCAGAAAAAUUAACGGAAGAAUGCGAUACAUAUAGAAGUAAAGUAAUUGAAUUAGAAAAAGACUUAAAUUAUGAAAGAAAGAAAAAAGAAGAAUAUACAAAGAAAAUUCAUCAAGAAAUUGAAAAGGCAAAAGAACAAGCUUUAAAUGAAUUACGCAAUGCUCAUCCUAAUCAAGAAAUAAGUGUUUAUUUACCAGAUCAUUGUUCUGAACAUUUAGAGAAAAUUAAUCAGCUUGAAGAAGAUUGUAAACGUUUAGAAAACAAAUUGCAUGUUGCUCUUGAUGAACAUAAAAAAAUUGUAGAAUAUCAGUCUGAAUUAGAUGAUGCUAGAUUGAAAGUAGCACAAAUAGAAAUAUCUCAAGAAUCAUGGAAAAAAAAAUAUGAAAGAGCAAUUAGCGAAAGAAAUAAUCUUAAUAGUAAAAUUUUCAAACUUGAAUCUGAAUUAUCAAAUAUUAAACGAAAUAUAACAAUUGAAGAUUUCGAUGAAAUAAAAUUAAAAGAAACUCGAUAUCAAGUAGAAAAUGAAAGUUUAAAAAAUAAAUGUGAGAAUUUGACUAGUGAAAUAAGUGCUUAUAAGGAUAAAAUCUCACAAUUAGAAAUAGAAUUAUUAGAAGCGAAAAAACUAAUUGGAAAUUUCGAGAAUACAUUUAAAAAAAGUAAUGAAAUAUCACUAAAUUCAAAUGAACUUGAAAAAGAACUUUCUCGCUAUAAAACUUUAGUAGCAGAAUUAAAUAGUAAAAUAAAUCAUUUAAAAGCUGGAAGAAAAGGUGAUCUUGUUAUGGAGCAAAGAAUCAAACAAUUAGAAACAGAUUUACAAGACAAGAACGAGGAAUUAGAAAGAUUAAAAGAGUUUGAAAAAGUAAAAAUAGAAAGAGAUCAACUUGUUUCAAAGUUAAAAAAUCAAGCUAAACAAUUCGAACAAUACGUUAAGAAUCAAAAACAAGUAUUUGCUGAAUUAAAUUUAUCACCGCGUACACAUUCAAACGAUGGUACAGAUUUUCAAAAAAUAAUAGAGAUUAUGGUAAAAGAAAUUCGCGAAGAGAUGGAACAAAAAGUAGCUGAAGAUCUUAGAGGAAUAGAGGAACGACAUCGAGAAAUGAGAAAAAAAUUAGAAGAUACAUAUAAAACUAUUUUAUUAAAAUUAAAAAAUAGAUGUCAUGAAAAGAUACAGGAAGUGGAAACUUUGAAAACAAUGCUUACAGAAAAGGUAAAAAUUCAUUCAUAUUUCAAAGCAAAGGAGCAAUUUAGUCAAAUGGUUGAAACUGAACUUGAAACUUAUUACAAAGAAUUAGUAGCAAAGAACUUGAAAAUCGAAAAAUUAGAAGAAAUAUUAAAGCAAAAAGAAAGUGAUGUGGAUGAGGAGAGAAAUCUAAUGGCCCAAGUUAUGAGUCAAUGGGCUGCAGAAAUUACGGAAGUAAAAGGUAAAGAAGUUAAAAUGAAUGAAAGAUUACAGCAAUUAAAAGAAAGUGAAGAAAAUCUAAAAACAGAAAUAAAAAUAUUAAAAGAAAAAGAAAAAGAAAUGAAAAGUAACAUUGAUACAUUAAAAAAUAAAUAUCAAUCAGCAAAACAAACUGCAAAUAAUUACAAGGAGUAUGCAAAAAAUAAAGAAAAAUUUUUAUUAAGUGAAUGUAAACGUAUAGAAGAAGGGUACAAAAGAGCCAUGAAUCAAGUACAACAAAAACUUGAAGGAAUUAUUAGUACUCAAGAAAAACAUAUAGCAACAAAACUUAAAGAAAUUGAAUGUCAGUAUACUGAAAAGAUAGAACAAAUGCGACUUACACAGAAGUACAAAAGUAAAUGUUGAAGUAUAUAUUAAUAUUUUAGUAUGCAAUAUAGCUUUCGUAGUUUAAAAGGAAAAUGUAGUUAGAAGAGGCUAGAUAUUUUUUAAUUUAAAGCACUUUAUUGUACAACACUAUUAGAAGAUUUUUGUGUUAGGGACCAAUAAGUUAAAAGUGACAUAUGUAUAUUGAUAGAAUUAAUGAUACUUAUUUGCUGUAUUUUAUUAAUGAAACAGCAAACAGUAAUGUAAUUUUCUAAACGAAAAUACUAAAGUACAAUUCCCGGUUAAUUAUUAGAGAGUACUAAUUAAUUAUAUAUAUAUAUAUUAGUUGGAAGAAUGCGAUCUUGUAAAAAGAGAAUCAUUUUUUACAUUUAUUAAUUUUGUUUCAUAAUUUUAUAAAUUAUCUAUAUAUCUAAUGUAUACAAAAUAUUCAUUUUAAUGUUCUAUACAAUUUUUAUUUUCGCGAAAAUAUGAAAUUUAUUAACCAAAAUUUAUAUAUGUUGGCUAAGAAAUUGUGCGGAAUAUUAAAGUGAACAUUUUGUAUAAAAAAUGUAUGAACAAGUACUCCUGUUAAGUGAGAUGCAAAUUUUUAGUCACAUGUUCUCACUGAACAUUAUGACAUAAUAUUGUAAUGCAAGACUGGAUCAUUAUUAGAUCUUUUUUCUUAUUAAUAAAAUAAAAAUAACUUCAUUAUAAUUCAAUGUAUCGAAGUAUAUUUUUGAGUAUUAAGAAAUUGUUCACAAUUUAUGUAUCCUAAGAGAAUUAGAGAUACUAAUAUUAAAAUUAUGC